AUGAGUUUAUUGAAUGGUUAUAUUGGAAAGAAAGUUAUUCAUUAUAAUUUCCUCAUAUGUAAAAACUGUACAAGAAAGAUAAUAGAAGAAUAUGAGUUUUUCUAUGAUAAACAGAAAAUGAAUUUUGUUCUUAUUCUUUCGAUGUGCAAGAAGGUAAUGAAUGAAGUGAUACUUUGUGAAGAUAUUGAUAUUAAAAAACAAUAUUACCUUGAUGUCCUCACCAAAAGAUGGAACAUACAAUAUUUGAGAAUGAAGAAUGGAAUCAAUAAUGAUGUUAUCAUUGGUACUGACAUUGAGAAAUUCAAUGGGAUAUGGUUGUUUCUAUGA
Entamoeba dispar SAW760 is the source of this 327-nucleotide messenger RNA. RefSeq lists its product as uncharacterized. Lineage: Eukaryota; Evosea; Mastigamoebida; Endamoebidae. Bases 1 to 327 code for a protein of 108 amino acids. The transcript is spliced from 4 exons. The record is from RefSeq and is a predicted model, not a curated record.